AUGUCGUUCCCACAGAAGCGCAAGGCUGAGGCUGAGCCGGAGAUCGAGGACGUCGUCAUGCGCGACGUGGCCGACGACGACGCCGUUGAGCAAAAGACAUGCUACUCGCGACUCGUCAGCUUUGGCGCCAACAUUCGAAAUGGCGUCGUCGAGGCCGUCAAGGGCGCCUGCACGCGUGCGGCCGGCUCCCUUUUCGCCCGUCGCGACCGAUUCAUGCACAGCAUGGUCGAGAUGCGCCAUACAACUGCAGAUGGCCUCUCUAUAAAGCGCUUCAAGCGCCUGCCCCUCGACCCCAAGAAGGCCUUCACCACGGCCAUCCUCCAAAAUACGCUCCCCGUCACCUACCUGAAAGCUCUCCCAGACGGCCAGUACUGUUGGACGAAUAGGGUCAGGGAGUACCUCGGCGUCCAGAACCACCUCCUCGUCGACGCCUUCUUCUCCAACCUCAUGUUCAUAGUCCGCUCGGAGAGAGUCGAAGACUACCUGGGCAUCGACUACGCCAUCGACCCGCUCAAUGUCCCCGCCUUCGUCCUCGACAGGCUCCAGGCAAGCGGUAACGAUCCAACCCUUUCCAUCUUGGUACACAACUACUACAUCGACACCACCCAAGAGCGUGGCCCGAAAGAUUUUGUUCAAGCCGGCAAGACCUUCUUCGACAAGCUUAACAAGCUUGCCAAGAUCUACCGACUCGUCUAUAACGGGCAGGGCCGCGUUCCCUUCCUCAAGGAACUGGGCUUCAAGCCAUACGACCACCUCGAGUCUGAGGGCAAAAACGGCCUGCUCUCCCACCAAGAGAGACUGGUCUACUACGAAUGUGUCGUCUUCUUACAGUACAUCCUCACUCAACGUGCCGCGUUCAACCAGAUGUGUCCAGUCCAGACCAUUGCUGGUAUUAUCGUCGACUUUGACGCCCUCCACAAGGACGAGGCCCCUCCCAGCUAUGUGGAUUGGCCAGGUAAAUACGAGCGCGUGCCUGGUGCCUUCCCUGAUGCCGAGAUGGAAUCUCUCCUCUUUGAGAGCAUCGCCGCGGACAAAUUCGAAGCAACCCGACUUUACGAACACCAAUAUCCAAGCCCUCGCAAGUUCGAGACCUACAACACCCCUCCGCGCAACUUAAUUCAAAAGAAUCCCAUCUACUUUGAUCAAAGGGGAUCCCCAAAGCCGCGAAAGGGCGCUCUCAGGAACCGCUUUCUCUUGGCUCGGCCCAAGAAGACAGCUCGGUUCAAGCAAUCGCCACCACACUGGUACAUGCCAUCGGACAACGAGCCGGUGAAGCGCGUGUAUCCCCAAGAUAGUCAGCCCCGCGCAGAGGAAAAGCAGGUGCCCUUUGAACCGGAGAAAGAAUCUGUCGAUGACACCACACGACGCGUCAGAGAGAAAGAUGACUCCGUGUUCAGCAUCGUGGACUCCCGCAAGGCGGAAAAGCCGCUCUUCAAGCAAGCCAAGACCCUGGCCGAGUUCUUCGACGAUGACCCCCUCGGCUUCGAGAAAUUGAACAAGGACAAGUACCGGCUCGAGCUCAGCCGUGAGAAACGUGACGACUUCGACACGCGCAAGCAGCUCAUUGCCGACGCUGCCCACCAGUCCCGGGCCGAGGCGAGGGCCGAGGAGAGGAAAAGGGCCGAGGAGGAGCGCCUUGCUGCUGAAGAAGCGCGCCGAAAAGCAGAGGAAGAGCGUUGUCGCGCCGAGGAGGAAGAGCUGAGGCGUGUUGAAGAGGUCGGUGGGCUACGCCAGCCACGCAACCCAGUGGUGCCCCCACUCAGCGACGAGUGGACGUCAAGGGCCCAGAGCACACUGGAUGCUCGCCUCAAUGCAGAGCUGGCUAGAACCCCUGAGGGUACUCCACUUACCCGCAAGGACUUUGAAACCGUGGUCACCCCGAAUCAGUGGCUCAACGAUGAAAUCAUUAAUGGUACACUUCUUCACUUGGCCAAUUACAUCAACCAGAAGGCUGGUAUUAAGAAUACCCGUGCUCAAACCCCAAAGGUCCAGGUGUUCAACUCCUUUUUCGGCAAGAAGAUCUACGAGAAUGGAGGUGAGGGCACUGAGCGCCAGAUGCGGCGCACCGGUAUCCGAAAGGAUACCUUCCUGGACAUCGAGGCGGUCCUCAUACCCAUCUGCCGCGGUGCUCACUGGACCCUCGUCGUAGUCCGUCCGAAGUACCGACAGGCACACCACUUCGAUUCCCUGAACGGAGCUGGCAACCCAGCCUUGAUAACAAAUGCGAUGAAGUGGGUCAAAAUGGUCCUCGAGGACCGAUUUGUCCCAUCCGAAUGGACCACCACAACCAUCCCGUCGCCCCGUCAACGCAACUUUGACGACUGCGGCGUACACACCAUCACGAACGGCAUAUGUGUUGCCAUGCACGUCGACCCUAUGUCCUACUCAGCUGACGACAUGAACCUGCAGCGACUUCACAUCGCUGCAGUUCUGCUGAAUGAUGGCUUCAAGGGAGACUUGAGCCUGGACGGCUUUUAG
Messenger RNA from Diaporthe citri, 2478 nucleotides. RefSeq lists its product as uncharacterized. NCBI's taxonomy places the organism in Eukaryota, Fungi, Ascomycota, Sordariomycetes, Diaporthales, Diaporthaceae. Bases 1 to 2478 code for a protein of 825 amino acids. Gene Ontology annotation, biological process: proteolysis. The transcript has a single exon. The record is from RefSeq and is a predicted model, not a curated record. Gene Ontology annotation, molecular function: cysteine-type peptidase activity; deNEDDylase activity.